Messenger RNA from Cuscuta epithymum, 2639 nucleotides. Lineage: Eukaryota; Viridiplantae; Streptophyta; Magnoliopsida; Solanales; Convolvulaceae. The record is from the annotation of a GenBank genome assembly.
AGAAAAAAAGAGCACAAGUUGUCGUUGUCCAAAACCAUGUGGUGGCUAUAGGAGAACCAUAUAAUCAAUCAUGCCAUUCCUCCCCCGGCCUGCCUGUAAUUGCAGAGCCAACAGUGGAGAUCAGCUUUGGGUAAUAACUGCCGCAUGCACUUUUGCUUCACCUACAUAUCAAUUCCCGAGUUCCCAUCCAUGCAUAUAUAUAUACCUAUACAGUCAAACACAUUCAGAUAGAUUUGAAAAAGAAAACCCUAACUUCGACCAAUUAUUUCAUUAUAAUAAUAUGGUAACAUGAAGUUUAAUUAAAUUCAAGGAAGCAGCUUACUAGCUUAGUAUAUAUGUCUGUGUGAUGGUUUAUUGUUUUCAUUCCUGCCGCUGCUUAUAUUAUUAGAGCUUAUAAUGAAGAGGCAAAGAAAAGGAUGGAAAAGAAUGGAGCAAGGGUUUUCAGGUUUUGGGGGAGAAAGAAAGGGGUAGCUAAUAGUAAUUAACUAUAUAGCUUACUUUAAUCCCUCCCCUUUUUUUAAUUAUUUGUGCUUUGUGCGUGUAUAUGUGUGGGGGGUGGGGGUGGGGUAUAAGAACUGUUUGUUUUGAUCUGUUCAACUUGGGAUCGGAUGUUGAGCUAAGCCUUUUAAUUAAAAUCCUCCUUCCAAACACUACUUCUCUUAGCUCCAUCGCAUAAACACCAUUCUUCGUAAUAAGAUAUCCAGUAAUAAUACUAAUAAUCUCAAAAUAACAAUUAUUAUUGAGAUUAUAAUUAUUAUUCGAUGGAUUAUGCUUACCUCCACCAAAAUCAUCACCAGUUCCUCCACCAAGAUCAUCAGCUUCCUGUAAUUCUUUCCUCUCCUCCUUCUCUAGCAAAUAAUAUUAACUGUAAUAUACAGAAUUCCCUAUCAUCAUCUUGCUAUGGAGAUUCUACAACUACAUGGACCCCAAACAGUAACACCAUAAACAGUGGCAGCAGUUGUUUGAGCUCAUUACUUUUAUAUCCAAACAAUACUCUCAGCAGCUCAGUAAACCAUCCUCAGCAACAGCAGGAGGAGGAGGUCAACAUGCCCACCCAAGAGUUGACUUUUAAUCACUGGCCGGAGGAGGCGGCUUUCAGCGGCGGCGCAAUGAAGCAAGAACUCUCACCGGCGGUGGAUCCACAGUUCUUUUGCUCCACUAAUGGUAAAAGAGGAGGAAGCACUGCAAGCAGAUUUAUAAGUCAGAUAUACCCAACCAUAAACGUUCCCAUCUUGAACCAUAAUAAGAAUAAUCAGGAAUUAGAAGAAGCUGCAUCUGCUAAUUCCUUGGGGAAUUCUAGGUCUUUGGGGAUGAACAAUUUGCAAGCUUUGGAUCUGUUCAAUUCUGAGCAUCAUCAACAGUUUGGGUUUCAAAGCUUUCCUGGGAUUGAUCACUAUCAUCAUAAUUUGCAGCAAGCAACUCAUCAAAGGACAUUGUUUGGUAACAACUUUCACAAUAUAUCAGCAGCCUUGUCCUGCCAUAACAAUGCCACAACAGAGGGAAAAAGGCAAGGCAAUGGUGUGGAGCCAAAGCCACCUCAAGCACCACUUAUUAAGAAAUCCCGACUGGAUCCGCGUGUCUCCUGUCCGCCCUUUAAGGUGAGAAAAGAGAAGUUAGGAGAUAGAAUUGCAGCUCUUCAACAGUUAGUAGCACCUUUCGGCAAGACAGAUACGGCAUCCGUACUGAUGGAGGCCAUUGGGUACAUCAAAUUUCUUCAAAACCAAGUUGAGACUUUAAGCGUGCCGUAUAUGAAAUCAUCACGCAACAAGGGCUGUGGUUCAACCAUGCAAGGGCAGUGGGGCCAGCAUGAAGACAACAUUGAAACCGAAGAAACCAGAAGAAGAGGGGAUCUUAGAAGCCGAGGGCUUUGUCUUGUACCAUUGUCAUGCAUGUCUUACGUUGACGACAGCUGUGGCGGUGGCGGCGGCGGCUUCUGGCCUCCUCAGAGCUUCGGCGGAUCUUAAUCAAACAACACGUGAGUUGCAUGCUUCAUGUCGUGCUCUAAAGUCUGCUCCAUUCAUGGUAACGUAGCAGCUCAUCUCCUACGCCAUGCAUACUUAGUUGCUGGUUUAUUAGAGGCUGAUUAGCUGUUGAAUAAGGAUUUAUUAGAUAUGCUUAUUUUGUACUAGCCAUAUUGAUUAAUGGAGCAAGCUUGGUCAUUCUGUAUGGUCAAAAGAGCCACCUUAAGGAUGGACCAAGUUUGAUCCAUUAAAAUUAUAUAUGGGCUUUUUUCUAUUAUUGCUUCAUUAUCACAAGACUUUAUUAUUGUAAUGCAUGGCACCCUUAUCUACCCUAAUAACUUCAAAAGUGAGGCUUUCAUUUGUUAGUUAUUGAUUUGCUCCACAGAAAUUAAAUCUAUUCGGAGGGUGCAUUUUUUGAUGAGUCCUUAUACCGUGCAACCGGUGCAUGGGGAGCACCAUGCACCCAUGGUUAUAUGAAAUGUAACUCGUGUGAUUCGAGAUGUAACUUCAAGUUAAUCAAAAUGUAAAUUGCACUCAUUCACAUGUAACUCGUUUAAAUGUAAACUGCUUUUAUUGAAAUGUCACUUGGAGAACAAAUUAGAUGUAACUUAGCAUAUGUAACUUUAAACUUUUGAAAUGUAAAACGUUUUUACAAAGAUGUAACUCCAUGUAUUAAUA